AUGAAAGAAAGGUGUGUUGAGGUACAGAGAUUAUAUCCGGAGCGAUCCGAACAAAUUUUAGCCAUUUCCAAUUCCAUCCGAUACGGACGAUAUGAGACUGUGGUUGUUGAGAGGCAAAUAGAGGAUGAUGCUCUUAUUAUAUUAUCUGCGUGUUUUAAAGAUCUUUAUCCAUACCUUCUUGUUCAAAAAAUGGAGAGUCUUUUUGCAGUCGGACAAAAUGCAUUUGACAAAGUGAUAGAAACACGAGAACAUUUUAUGAAUAAACAUAACGAGCGGCCCUCUCAUUUUAUUCUUGUUGUCAACGAUAUUGAAGACCCCACAAACACUCUUUACCUUCAACGUAUUCUUGAAUUACAAGACGAAUACAAAAUGGUGUACUCAGACUCUUUCGACCUGUUUCUAACAACAUAUUCGUCAAUACCAACACUCUCUAUACCAUCUAGAGAGUCGAUCAAAUUCCCAUAUCUCUCAUACACCGCUUUAGAAACAAUCAUUUCUUCAAUUACACACAACUCACCAAAUGUUGCUCAGUAUACACAAGAAUUUAUAUCUCUUGCAAAAGAUCUGCAUAACAACUACGCGACUCGGACAACUAUUCAAACAGAUAUAUUUAGUCUAUUUAAUACUCUCAACUCAUCCAAUGAUACACAAGAAGUCACUCAAUUGAUUAUCCAAAAGAUGCGAAAUGACUUCAUGCGACCCAUUUUGUGUGGUAAAAACGUCUUAGUGGAAACCACCGACAUCGCGAACGACACUUCAUAUUAUCUCAACUAUUUGCUUUACUCCGCAUUCUUGAUAUCACUUGGAAACGAUGGGAAACGCACUGCAAAGCCUCUUAAGAUUUCGACAGUGUAUAUGGAAUUUGCCAAACAGUGUCCAAACCCCCUCUCGUUUUGUUCCUUUGUCUUUGUCUUUCGAACAGCACUUGAUAAAAACUAUUUUAUACCAGCUAACUACAAAGAGACUUUUUUGUGCAACUCUUAUAAAAUUAACAUCUCAAGACAACGCUUCGACCAAAUCGCAGAGAACCUCUUUGGAAACAGAAAUGGUGAGUCUGAUGCUUUAUAA
Messenger RNA from Entamoeba invadens IP1, 1068 nucleotides. RefSeq lists its product as hypothetical. Bases 1 to 1068 code for a protein of 355 amino acids. The transcript has 3 exons. The record is from RefSeq and is a predicted model, not a curated record. NCBI's taxonomy places the organism in Eukaryota, Evosea, Mastigamoebida, Endamoebidae.